Molecule: messenger RNA, 746 nt
Organism: Anopheles stephensi (Asian malaria mosquito)
Lineage: Eukaryota; Metazoa; Arthropoda; Insecta; Diptera; Culicidae
Product: general odorant-binding protein 56d-like
Exons: 3
Coding region: 152-631 (159 amino acids)
Biological process (GO): sensory perception of smell
Molecular function (GO): odorant binding
Source: RefSeq, a predicted model, not a curated record
GGAGCUAUAAGUACCGUUGACCGCGCCGUGAAUGGAGGUGAACCGCGCUAAGUGAGUGCUGCUUGCUAGAAGGCAAUUAAAUCAGUUGGAAGUUGAAGUUGAGCAUAAACCACAUUCGUCGGUGGGAAAUUUAAACGGCCACGAUCACACAAUGAAGUGCAACGAAACGAUCGUAACCUUUGCGGUGCUGGCGGUGAUGAUGUUCGGUGCGUGUGGCGUGUCUGCCGCUAAGGGUGCUCGGAUGGAGGCUGACCAAGUCCGACGCAUCCAUCAGAACGCUCGUGAGUGUGUGAAGGAGACGGGCAUUCUGCCCAAGAACGCAUUCCGCGUGCUCAGUGGAGACUUCACCGUCGAUACUAUGAAGGCAAAGUGCUUCGUGAAGUGUUUCCUGGAUAAGGCUGGCUUCAUCGAUGAUGACGGUGUGAUCCAGCAGGAUGUCAUCCGGGAGAAGCUUACCGUGGGCAUCGAGGCGGGCAAGGUGAACGAACUGAUCAAGAAGUGCGCUGUGGAGGGAACGGAUGCGUGCGACACUGCCUAUCAGAUGUACAAGUGUUUCUUCAGCAAUCACAAGGUGCCAAAGGAACUGUUCCAGAUGCGUAAGGGCAUUGGUCGGCGAAACUUGCAGCAGUGAUAAGCAUGGAAUGAAGAGGGAUAAAGAGAAUAGCUUAAGACUGAUUGUAGAUUCCUAAGUAGCUAGUGAAGAGUUCUAAGUUUUAAGGAAAUAAAAGUGAAAUUAUUAUAAAAAA